AGUGUGCGUGAAAUAUCUAGUUAUUUUUAUUAGUUCCAUCUUUCCACUUCGAUGACAGUUCUUCCAACUUAGCACAUUUCGGCCGCAUGGUUUUUUGGAUUUUCUGUUGCCUGUGAAAGUUGUUCAUUGUUUCAUAGAAAUAUUACUAAAAUACGUUCAGCUCAUACCAACUGAAAUAUGACUACUACACCGAAAAAGCGGAAGUCGAUUUCCGGUGAAGAUUGCCCUUUAAAGUCGAAGAAAACUAAGGUUGAGAAUGAUCAACAACUCAGCGGUACUAAACUUGAGAGAAAGAACAAGAAGUCCAAACUAAAGAAUCCUAAUUUGGAAAAGGAGUUCACUUCUCGAGAUGAUAGACGGACUACAAAUAUACUAAACCACGAUAAUUCCAAGGGAAGCGAGGAAAGUGCAACAGGCGACAAAUGUUCAAUUUCAAGCAAUAAAGUUGUCGAAAACUUCCGUCAAAAGCUUAACCAAGGAUCCGUUGCUGUUGAUGUGAUUCGCCACUUUGCCCAAUCCAUGCAACAAAAUCCAUCGUAUGCCGUCGACUUCAUCCGGGCCGGAGGCACCUUCAAGCCACUCAUGAAGAUUCUGGAUUCGUUGAACGCGGAAAAGUUAUCAGAAAUAGCAGAUCUUUUCCAUCUGAUGCAUUAUAUUCUAAUAGAAUGUAUAAAUUAUGACCAAACGCAUACUGAUUACGCUGCGAAAUGUGUCAAAAGCAUUCUUUCGGAUCAUAAACCUUCGAUUGUGGCUUUGCUGAAGGGACAAACAAAUGAGACACUUCUCAUUGCGGGAUUUCGUAUAUUGAAAGCUAUUUUGCUAGUAGAUCAAAACUAUGGAAAGGAAAUUUUGAAGCUGCUAGACGCAUGCCUCCCUGAUAUGGAUAUGAAACGAUACCGUGAAACAUCUGUCAAUGGAAUCGAGGAAUCUGUAAGAGGAGUCUUUGUUGAUUUCAAUCUAUGCUUUCUCAUUGACACUAAGCCGGAACUAGUACGUGGUUGGUUAAGUAGGUUUCAGUUGUUGAACCCCUUGGUAAUUAAUCUGGUGUAUGAUAAUGCUGAAAAUGUAAUCUUAGUGAUGAAGACCUUCCAGCAAUACAUUCUGGAAGCACCAGAUAUUGAUAAAUACAUAUAUAGAACUACUUUCAGCAUUGAUAUCCUUAAGGCCCUGGUCAAUGUCUACGAGUGGGUUGGACCAGCCAGGCAGAAGGUGGAUUUACAGGUGAAAAAUACGGUAUUGAAUGCAACUGAAAAAGUGGUGGUACCAUUGUUGACCUCGAAGAAAUUUCAUCUGGUGCCGAAAAUAGUGGAUCUAGGUCGUGGCGCAUCACGACACAAGCAUAUUUUACUGGCAUUGAAAAAUUCUCAACUGGGCAAACAACAGAAAAAGUUGGUACUGAAAAUAUUUGAAGCCUGCCCACAGGUUCUUCCUGCAGUUUUGGAAAAUUUUGGCGCAUUGUUGAAGACCAGAAAUCAAGAACACCGAGAAUUUCUAUUAGAGAUCCUGCGAUUGUUGAAUCCUGGGGAAGUUGUUAAACAUUUCAACACAGCAGAUGCUAAACAAGUAUCAAAUUUCGUCACAAAGUCUACCCUUCCCCGAACCAUUUUGGAGCUCAUCUCCACAUCGAUAAAUCAGAAAGCAACCGGUGCCUACUGUCUCGAGUUUCUAGCUGUUAUGCUUAGUCAGUGCGAAAAGUAUCUCCAGGAAAUACCAAAACUUACGAAUCUUAAUCAAUUUGAUAUCAAAAAGAUUAGGUUCGAUGUUAUAAAUCAAAUUCUAGGUUUGUUUCCUACGAUCGAUGCAAUCAUGACCCUCAUGAUCUAUCAUCGUUCGAACAAGAACGCUGUGAAACCGUACAUUGCCAUGGAACACGCAAUGGAUAUUUUGCUGGCCUGUAUUCGUACCUUCCCAGCUUACAUCGAAAGUUCAUCAUUCAUUACGACGUAUCGAAAUAUCCUCAAUUCAGUCUAUCGGAACGAGAAAAUUCAACAUGAUUAUCUUGCGUACGAAUUCAAAGCCAUAAAAGUGGUAAUGGCUCUUGAACCUCAAUCGAUCGCGUUCAACUCAGAAUUGUUCCCAUCGGUUCUGAAGCUACUCACUAAAGUGUAUCUUUAUGGAAGCCAAGAAAUGCAGCGCGAAUCUACCACGCAAUUAUUAACCCUUUUCUGCAACACCAACUUGUUCGGAAACAACCCCACCGAGAUAGAAAUUUGGUUCCAAUCGUUACACCACGUAGAUCCCACUCUUGUUUCUGAGUUGGUGUCGCGAUUGGCAAUCUCAAUCCGUCAAGCAUCACAACGUCAAAACUUGCAAGUGAAAAAAAAUCAUUCACUCGUCAAUGAAGCAUUCGAGAAAAAUCAACGAAUCGAUUUGGAGGAACUGUUUCAACGCGUCGAAUCAGAAUCAUCCGGACAGCUGGGACAGGAAGAACCGAUAGAACUUCCGGUAGCUGACAACUUUCUGAUCUAUAUGUUUGAUCCGGAUACAUCCAAACCGGCCGAGUUUUAUCCCUAUUUGGAAGCGGUAGCGUUAAGAUACUUUCAUCUGCUGCCACAUCCGGAAAUAGUGCAGCACUGUGCCCAGGGUAUUGACGGUCAAAUUCGUAAAUAUUUCACCAAAUGGAUUGUGGAAGGUAAAGCAAAACCGUUAGAUGGUUUCGGAGAACUCAGUUCCCUUGGCAGGUUGAGCCGCUUGUUGCUAAAGAAAGAGCAGGUGUCGGAGGACGUCCUACCGGAAGGACCUAUGAAUCGAUGUGAGCUGGUCUACCUCAUACAUGAGACAAUUUUUUAUGCAUCGCGUUUGAUCGAGCUAGGUAAAUUUGACUCGGAUUACUCCGCCGUGUGUUCGUUCUAUUUAAAGUGCUUUCUUGAAAAGCUCCACGCGGAGGAGGCUGAUUUAGGUGAAGAUGAUAGAAAAAUGGGAGAAGUGCUGAAAAACAUAUUCUGCCACCGACCAAUCUUGUACCAAUACUUCACGGUGACUAGUCGUAAGAAAGAUAAAACAGCAGUUGAAAUGCACGCCCUAGUUACGAAUUUUAUCUACGAGCUGAUUAAAAAUCUUCAAUCGAUUACUAGCUUUUCGCAAUAUUCAAUGCUAUACUCGAACAAAAUAGUAAACGAAAUUAUUUCCACAUCGUCUCCGCUGGCGAAGAAUGGGACUGAGUUGAACGUAGCGCUGGUCGAUAAACUACUGGAAGUUUUUCAGCUAAACGAACGACAUUGCAUUAGUUUAUUGAAACAUUAUUCGCAGUUGACUCAUAGAGAUUUCAUCAAUGAGAAGAACGAGAAAACAUGUCAUUUUAAUUUGCUCACGAUAGGGCUGCAAAAAUUAGCCGCUACCAGAGAUUGUUUCCUGGAACAAGAUGUCAUGAAAAGUCUCUCCCGAAUAUAUAUUGAUUUAAUCCGGGAAAAUGGAAAUGAAUUAAAUUUGGAGAACCUAGAAGUAGCACUACUGAGUUACUUGACAUCGUUCAGUCACAAUAUUGGUCACUUAGAGAAGGACAUUUUCCAAUGUUUCUUUGAAAGUAAACGGAUGGGAAAACCCAUAGUAAAAUUGGCGACUUUCUUGCUCGAUCGUGGAAACCGCUUCGACUCCACUCUACUAGAUAUGCUUACGACCAAUAUUACAAAGAAAGAACUUGUUUACCCGCUAAUAAAUGUUGCUUUCCAGAAAGGUAUUUUCAAGGAAAGCAACGAAGAUCACAAGAAAGUGUUGGCCAUAGCAUAUAAUGAAUUCAAAAGUGGUAUAAACAAAACUAUUGAAAAACCCGGUAAAGCAGCUGUUAUCUACAAGGAAAACACAUUCGCGAAUCAACAGCUGAUUCAUUAUUGCAUGCCAAAAAAUGAAUGCGUUGAUUUUGCCAAGAAAAAACUUAAAAUCGAUUCGUUAGAAAUAUACCAGCUAAAGCUGAUGAUGGCAAUCUAUAAGAAAGCUUUUGAAGCAACGAAAGGUGAUCCGGUUCAGGUCAAGAUUCUCUACUUGAAUGUGUUCAAUGUACUUCUGCAGUUUUAUAAUAUAUUAUUGAAGGUGGCAGAUUUAUUUAAAGAAAUUGAGAAGCUUAACGAACUCGUGUUGGCAACCUUCUCGUGGGUUCAACUUAGUAACAAAUGCAAAAAUUUAGCAAACACAAAGUACCAGGAACUGACAGUUACUGCUAACUGGUCUAACUUUUGUAAGUACAGCUUAAAACUAGGAAUCGAUAUUCACAAAAGUGCUUCCAACCCAAACCGGCAUGACGAACGACUUCACAUACUGAUGAAAAUUGCAGCCGUGUUAGUUGAGCUAUUUUACGAGGACAAUGGCUCAGCUUCGGAAUUGACAAACUUUUACGAAUUGGCCUUGUCUCAUUCUCGCUUUCUUGAUGUUCUGUUAGUUCCUUUCCAAUUCAAAAUUAAAACAUCUCUCGUUCAUUUGCUGCUCACGUUGGCUCGCAAAAACCACUCCGUAAUGGAUAAAAAGCAUAUCCCUCUACUGUUGGGCUCAUACGGAGCCACUCUAACGGAAAGUAACCGUUUAAUACUAGCACUAAUUCAACACUACGAGCGAUCCGACAUCCACAUGCAUGAGUACCGACCUUUUGUGUGGGGUGAUGCUGCUAUAAAAAAAUUCUCCCUCGGUCAGGACGCAACCGAACAGCAAUCUUUAUUCCGUAUAUACAACUCCGAAGUUUUCUCCUUGCUAGACAGAGAAAAAUUGAUUACAACUCUGAAUUGUUUUCCCAUCUGGAGAAAGCUAGAUGCUGUAGCGCAACUACCGGAAGUGAAUUUCGAUGAUUUGACUGGAAACGACCGCAGGCUUGGUCGAUAUGUUCCCGUUACGGAUAUCGAACAAUUUGUUGAGGAAAGAUACCACAGAAACCAAAAAGCCACAGUCGAACUGCUUGAACACUGUGCUGUAAAACGCGAAAUAGCUGCCAGAGUUUACGAUCCCGCUUUUCUUCUACCAUUACUGGGUUAUCUGUUUGCGCCGGAGAGCUACGACAUGCUAGGUUUGGCCGGAAAAUGUGGAGCUCUAGCCAUUCCGUUUGCCUGUUUGGCCAGCGUAGAUGAACAAAUGCGAAUGGGUGCGGCCAGUGUUAUCCUGCGGAUCAAGGGACACUUGGAACAAUCAAGAAAAUUUAUCGAUUCUAAAUUUUGGUUACACCUUUUCACGUCUGUCCAAAACGGCCUUGCCACAUUAGGUAACAGCAAAUCCAACACGGGUAAUGAUCUAGCUGAUUGUAUGAAAAGAAAACUUCCAAAACCAGCAUUUCUGCCGAGCCUUUUUGUUGGUGAAACGGUUUUGAUCCUUCCGGAUGUCCUCAGCGAAUUGCACUCAAUGCUAACUCAUUACUUUCUACUGAAGGAAACUUUCGAUUUUAAAGCUGUACCAAAUUUUUUGGUUAUGUUCCAUAGUUCAGAUGUUAAGCAUAACAGUCAUCGUGUGUUCAUUAUGGAGACCAUCUAUAACGGGAUCAAAACGCAUGACGAUUUCAUGGUCCUGCGUGUUUCACCAGUGAUACGAGCUUUGAUGGACUUCUACGGAUGUGCUCUGUCAAACCGGGACUUGAAUAUACUAAUCCUAAAUACGUUCAACAGUAUCGUAAAGAUUCCAAAGUCCUGCGAAGUUAUGGUCAACGCUAUUGGGUUCAUCACGUGGAUUAGUAUGCGUAUCGAGGGAAUCGAAAGCUUCCAUUUUGACACGAUUGAAGCAUUCCUGGGUAUCAUAAGCAAUGCAUGGUACUCAGCACGGAUCCUUCAACAGCACUACAAUAUGAAACAACUCAGUCAAACUAUUUUAAUAAUUGUAUUAAAAUUUGUUCCCUUGCUGUCUACCAGAAGCUCAAGUAAAACGCUGACAAGAUUUGUGAAUUUGAUUGAAAAGACCCUUGAGGUAAACGAAACCAACAUCAAGUUGAUUAACAAGCAAGUGCUGGAGUUGAUUCUAACAUACUUUGAGAAAAUGUUCGAACAAGAAUUUUGGUACGUGCAGUACAUCAAAUCCAAUGGCAAUGAAGACUGCGAGCGAUGUCAAUCUUUAGGAAAGAAGUUGAAGGCGCAAAACGUUGACGACGGUACAAUGUAUAUCAUACUUACACUUCGAAGGAUUGUUAUUCGUUGGCAGAAGUCGCAGAACACAUGAAUUAUGGAACAUUAUUUAGAUCCAUAGAAUAUAACCAUUUAUUUUGUAUAUAUU
Messenger RNA from Malaya genurostris, 6174 nucleotides. RefSeq lists its product as uncharacterized. Gene Ontology annotation, biological process: maturation of LSU-rRNA from tricistronic rRNA transcript (SSU-rRNA, 5.8S rRNA, LSU-rRNA); maturation of 5.8S rRNA from tricistronic rRNA transcript (SSU-rRNA, 5.8S rRNA, LSU-rRNA). The record is from RefSeq and is a predicted model, not a curated record. The transcript has 4 exons. Lineage: Eukaryota; Metazoa; Arthropoda; Insecta; Diptera; Culicidae. Gene Ontology annotation, cellular component: nucleolus. The coding region runs from base 178 to 6120 and encodes 1980 amino acids.